Messenger RNA from Sus scrofa (pig), 3859 nucleotides. NCBI's taxonomy places the organism in Eukaryota, Metazoa, Chordata, Mammalia, Artiodactyla, Suidae. The record is from RefSeq and is a predicted model, not a curated record.
GGGCUCCAUCUGGUGGGGCCCGGGGCGGGGACGAGUGGGGCCUCGGCCGGGCACCGCGUGGGCUUUGCGUUCUCCACUCUGGCUCCGGCCCGGGGCGGUGGCUCUGGAGCGGCAGGCGGGCUCCACCCCCGGGCCGGCCGCGCGCCCGUGCCUCCCAAUUCCCGGAGCCGGGGUGGGGGCUCGAGGCGGUGGCGGCGGCCCAGCUCCCGGCUGGGCGUCUGGGCGCGGGGCCAGGAAGAGCCGGGAGCGGCGGCGGCGCUCGGCGGCGUAUUGCGGGGAGGGCGGCGGCCUGGGCAGGGCGGCGGCCUGGGCCGGCCGAGCCAUGGCGGCCCCGGAGCCGGUGCCGAGGCGGGGCCGGGAGCGGGAGGACGAGAGUGAGGACGAGAGCGACAUCCUGGAAGAGAGCCCGUGCGGCCGCUGGCAGAAGCGGCGAGAGCAGGUGAACCAGGGGAACAUGCCUGGGGUCCAGAGCACCUUCCUGGCCAUGGACACGGAGGAGGGGGUGGAGGUGGUGUGGAACGAGCUGCACUUCAGUGACAGGAAGGCCUUUUCUGCCCACGAGGAGAAGAUCCAGACCAUGUUUGAGCAGCUGGCGCUGGUGGACCACCCCAACAUUGUCAAGCUGCACAAGUACUGGCUGGAUGCCUCCGAGGCCCGAGCCCGGGUCGUCUUCAUCACAGAGUACGUGUCGUCCGGCAGCCUCAAGCAAUUCCUCAAAAAAACCAAGAAGAACCACAAGGCCAUGAACGCCAGGGCCUGGAAGCGCUGGUGCACGCAGAUCCUGUCCGCACUCAGCUUUCUGCACGCCUGCAGUCCGCCCAUCAUCCACGGGAACCUGACCAGUGACACCGUCUUCAUACAGCACAACGGCCUCAUCAAGAUUGGCUCCGUGUGGCACCGAAUCUUCUCCAAUGCGCUCCCCCGUGAUCUGCGAAGCCCCAUCCGCGUCGAGCGGGAGGAACCUCGGAACCUGCACUUCUUCCCUCCAGAGUAUGGAGAGGUCGCCGAUGGCACAGCCGUGGACAUCUUCUCCUUUGGGAUGUGUGCCCUGGAGAUGGCAGUGCUGGAGAUCCAGGCCAAUGGGGACACCCGGGUCACGGAGGAGGCCAUCGCUCGUGCCAGGCACUCGCUGAGCGAUCCCAACAUGCGGCAGCCCUCACCUCCACCGCCCGUCCGCAAGGAAGGCCUUGGCGGAGUGGUACCGAGUCCAGAUCCCAAGGCUCCUGGGAAAGGUUCUGAGCCGGAAGGACCAGAGGGCUACUGCGUGCUGGAGGAGUUCAUCCUCUCCUGCCUGGCCCGGGACCCUGCCCGCCGGCCCUCCGCCCACAGCCUCCUCUUCCACCGCGUGCUCUUUGAGGUGCAUUCGCUGAAGCUCCUGGCAGCUCACUGCUUCAUCCAGCACCAGUACCUCAUGCCUGAGAACGUGGUGGAGGAAAAGACCAAGGCGAUGGACCUGCAUGCCGUCCUGGCGGAGAUGCCCCGGCCCCGCGGGCCGCCCCUGCAGUGGCGGUACUCAGAGGUCUCCUACCUGGAGCUGGACAAGUUCCUGGAAGACGUCAGGAACGGGAUCUACCCGCUGAUGAACUUUGCUGCUGCACGGCCCCUGGGGCUGCCCCGUGUGCUGGCCCCACCCCCCGAGGAGGCCCCGAAGGCCAAGACCCCAACGCCAGAACCUUUUGACUCGGAGACCAGAAAGGGGCUCUGGCUUUGGCCUUGGGUGUGCCUCUACAGUCACCACCCUGAUCUGGGCCACCUCCGUCCCCGCCUGGCUGCUGUCCGGGCCCCCAGCCUGGCCUCCUUCCUGCCGGCUUCCGUCUGCGCUCCGCCACGCAGCCCAAGGUCAAGUCCUGACGGCCAGAGCUGCCCAGCCAUCACGAAGGUGGUCCAGAUGCAGUGCAACCUGGAGAGAAGCGAGGACAAGGCCCGCUGGCAUCUCACUCUACUUCUGGUGCUGGAGGACCGGCUGCACCGGCAGCUCACUUACGACCUGCUCCCAACCGACAGUGCCCAGGACCUCGCUGCAGAGCUAGUGCACUACGGCUUCGUCCACGAGGAAGACCGGACCAAGCUGGCCGCCUUCCUGGACAGCACCUUCCUCAAGUACCGCGGAGCUCAGCCAUGACCUCGAUCCAGUGCCUCAGUACCCCAGCCCCCGCCCCCGGCCCCCCACAGCCAGCCGUGGUGGCCCACAGGCAUUGGCCCCUGGGUCUGCUCAGCAUUGGCCCCUGGGUGGGUGGGGACCCGCGGCUGCCUCCUGCCCGCUUGCCUGCUAGUGAGGACCCUCCCCCCGCCCCACAGCAUCCCCGAGGCCCCGGGGAGGGGCUGAUGGGGAGGGGGGAGGCCCCACUGUCCCGAGGGCCAGGUCUCCUCCAGGCCACCAGCUUCCACAACCCCCCUCCCUCCCCUCCCCUUCAUUUCCACCCCCUCUGGUCCCAUGUGGUCCAUGAAGGAGGAGGCUGCCCUGCAGGGAGCCCCAGCGCCGUGCUGGGCCGGCGGGGGACAGCCCUGGGCAGAUGCGGGCCCGGGGACGUGCUCCAUUCCGAGCUGGGACCACAGACCCACGCAAGGAACCACCACCUCAGACCGGCCAGUGUCAGGCCCACUGUCUGUCGGGUGCCAGGCAGGGCAGGAGAGACACUCCCGCGCCCUGGGGCCCCCGCAGGCCCACUCUGGAGCUCCUCUCUGACUUCCUGAUGCUCUGAGACUGGGACUUGCCACCCCAUCUGCAGACCUUCUUCCGGCUCCUGCAGCCCCUCCAAAGGGCUCCUUUCUCUCUGGUUCCCUGGCCCAGAGUGGGCAGGGUGCCUCCUCCGGGUCCUGAGGAAACCGGCCCCUGGCGCCCUCCCCCACCAUGGCCCUGGCCACGCUCUCUUGGCCCAUCUCCCUCCAUUUUCAAUUUUGGUUAAUCACUCGUACACAUUUUUAAGCUGCGUGUAUAAAUUUAGCCCAUUCAGGUUUCUUUCUAAACAUUUCUACUGGCACGCAAGAACAGCUUGCCGCCGCAUUCUUUGUUGUCGCCAUAAGGCUUUGCCACAAAUCAGCGCAUUUCUAUAGCUCCGUAGGUCAGAGGUCUGGCACAGACCCCACCAGCCUGAGAUCACGGAGUGAACAAGACUGUGUGUGUUCCUUUCUGAUGCCGGAAGGAGAAUCCAUCUCCUGCUCCGUCAGGUCGUUGGCCUCGAGUGUCAGCCCAGUGCCAGGCGCCAGGCGGCACUUCGUUUCUUCCACUUCCUCGCGGUGAAGGGGCCCAGGUCCCCGCUUCCCCGUCUGCUGUAAACCGAAGGCCAUUCUUGGCUUCCAGAGGCGCCAGAUUCGUUGGCUCACGGCCCCUUCCUCCAUCUUCAGAGCCAGCAACGUUGACGUGAGGCUUCCUUGUGAACCGUGUCUGGUUUUCUGCAGCCAGGGAAGAAGCUUCGUGUAAUUACAUGAGGUCCACCCAGAUAAUCCAGAUAAGCCCCCCAUCUCGAGGUCCUUAAUCUUAAUCCUAGCUUCACGACACCUUUCCCGUGUAAGGUCACAUUCCCAGCUUCUGGGGUUUAGGAGGCGGAUGUCUUUGCAGGAGCAGGGGUGUCACCCCUGCCCCCCCCCGCAGCAUCACCCUAACAAGAAUCCAAACACCUUUGACUAAGACAUGUCAGCUGAAUUACAUGUACGAAUACAAGUGAUCGUAAGCAUACUCCAAUACUCUCUACAGAAUUAUUCAAGUUCUUGCAGCUUUCAUUUUAAAAUUCCAGUCUAACUUACACAUCUAACUGAAAUCCUAGUACGAAGCUGUCUGACUCUGCAUCGUCGGAAACAGUCUGAGUGUGAAAUGCAUAACAGAUUGUACCAGUGAUUAAACCGAACUACCAGUACUAUC